AUGACAAAAAUCUUGAGAAAGGUAUUAUCCUUAGACAAAGUUGUCGAGUCUGGGACGGAUUCAUUUAUUGAUGACAUCGUUGUCAAUAAUAACAUAGUGUCAAAUUGUAGAGUUCAAGAACUCUUGAAAAAAUAUGGCUCGGAUUCUAAGCUGUCAGAAAAACUUGUCGGUGGGCGUGUGCUUGGAUUGCGAGUGUACAAACAAAACAACCAAGUGAUUUGGAAACGUGAAAAUAUACUUAAAGUUCCUGAAGGAAAAAUGACGUGUCGGCAAAUUUUUUUUGGGUGCGGACAGCUGACUGGACAUUUUCCAAUAGCAAACUGGUUGCGCCUUUCGUGCAGCUAUCUAAAAAGGGAAGAUCCCGUUCAUGGGUCAUGGAACGUAAAAAACACUUCUGAAGCAACAGUGUGGUGCGAUGCAAGCAGUUUAGCUGUUGGCAUAGUUCUGGCUGGGGAAAUAGUAGAAGACUGCUCGUGGCUGAGAAAACAAUAUGAUGCGGCUCGCAUUAAUCUCGCAGAGUUAGAAGCUGUGACAAAAGGAAUCAAUUUAGUAACAAAAUGGGGAUUCGAAUGUAUUACCAUGAAGUGUGACUCGGCUACUGUUGUUGGCUGGUUGAAAUCCAUAUUUAUCGGUGACAAACCCAUUCGAAUACACGGUCUUGGAGAACCACUUGCCCGUCGCCGGUUGUCGUUAAUUGAAGACGUGAAGGAGUGCAGUAUACAAUUAAAACUUUUUCUGGUUAAGUCAGCAGAAAAUAAAGCCGAUGCUCUUACGAGGGUACCACCGAAUUAG
Molecule: messenger RNA, 792 nt
Organism: Hydra vulgaris (swiftwater hydra)
Lineage: Eukaryota; Metazoa; Cnidaria; Hydrozoa; Anthoathecata; Hydridae
Molecular function (GO): RNA-DNA hybrid ribonuclease activity; nucleic acid binding
Source: RefSeq, a predicted model, not a curated record